Raphanus sativus (radish) is the source of this 2404-nucleotide messenger RNA. RefSeq names its product protein PHOX1. Gene Ontology annotation, molecular function: protein binding. Bases 88 to 2325 code for a protein of 745 amino acids. The transcript is spliced from 2 exons. The record is from RefSeq and is a predicted model, not a curated record. NCBI's taxonomy places the organism in Eukaryota, Viridiplantae, Streptophyta, Magnoliopsida, Brassicales, Brassicaceae.
UAGAGAACACUCAAUCCAUCCAUCCAAAGGCAUAUUCAUUCAUUCUUCUCCAUUCUCACCGAUCCACAUUCGUAACAUCCGAUUUCGAUGGGAAAACCAACAGGGAAGAAGAAGAAUAAUCCCGAUCCUCCCACGGAUUCUUCCGUAGGAGGAGGCAACAAGUCAGCCAAAAGCUUCGAUCGUUCAGCCUCCAAGGCGGCAGCCACCUUCGACAAUGACAUGGAGAUCUUCAUAAACCGAGCAUUAGAGCUCAAGGAAGAAGGAAACAAGCUCUUCCAGAAACGCGACAACGAAGGCGCCAUGCUGAGGUACGACAAAGCCGUCAAGCUUCUGCCUCGAGAUCACGUGGACGUGGCUUUCCUGAGGACGGGCAUGGCUUCUUGCUACAUGCAGAUGGGGCUGGGAGAGUAUCCGAACGCGAUCAACGAGUGCAACCUCGCCCUCGAGGCUAACUCUAGGUACAGCAAGGCCCUGCUGAAACGCGCUCGGUGCUACGAGGCCUUGAACAAGAUGGAUUUCGCGUUUAGGGACUCGAGGAUCGUUUUGAACAUGGAGGCGGAGAAUGUUUCCGCCAAGGAGAUCUUCGAGAGGGUGAGGAAGGUGUUGGUUGGUAGAGGGGUUGAUGUGGAUGAAAUGGAGAAGAGUUUUGUUGACGUGCAGCCCGUGGGGGCCGCGCGGUUGAGGAAGAUUGUUAAGGAGAGGUUGAGGAAGAUGAAGAAGAAGAAUAAUAAUAAUAAUAAUAAUAAGAAGAAUAGUAGUACUGAUGCUCUUGAGGAGAAGAAGAGUAACGGUGUUGUUGUUGAAGAUGGAGAGGAAGCAGAUAGCAGGAAGAAGCUUGAGGAUAAGGUUGUGGUGGAGGAGAAGAAAGUGAGUCAUGUUAUGGACAAAAAGGUCAUUGCUUCGGAGAUCGACGCGACGGUGACGAGGACGGUGAAGUUGGUCCAUGGAGAUGAUAUCAGGUGGGCGCAACUGCCGUUGGAUUCUUGCGUUAGUCUUGUGAGAGAUAUAAUCAGAGUUCGGUUUCCGUCUCUGAAGGGCUUCCUUAUCAAAUACAGAGACUCCGAGGGAGAUUUGGUCACCAUUACCACCACGGAUGAGCUGAGAGUGGCUGCAUCGACGAGGGAGAAACUUGGCUCCUUUAGAUUGUAUGUAACAGAAGUCAGCCCCAAUCAAGAACCCGUUUAUGACGGUGUGAACAAAGACGAGUCAACAUUUGCUAAGGGGUCAAGCAGUGUUGCUGAUAACGGAAGUGUGGGAGGAGAUUAUGUGGAGUCGUCUGAGAAGAAAGCAUCUGCUUGCAUUGAGCAUUGGAUUUUCCAGUUUGCGCAACUGUUCAAGAACCAUGUUGGGUUUGAUUCAGAUUCCUACUUGGACAUACACAACCUCGGGAUGAAGCUGUAUACAGAAGCAAUGGAAGAUAUAGUAACAGGAGAAGACGCGCAGGAGCUCUUUGAUAUCGCUGCUGAUAAGUUCCAAGAAAUGGCUGCACUUGCAAUGUUCAACUGGGGGAACGUUCAUAUGUCAAAGGCAAGAAGGCAGAUCUAUUUCCCCGAGGAUGGUUCGAGAGAAACUAUACUAGAGAAGGUGGAGGCUGGAUUUGAAUGGGCGAUGAGCGAGUACAACAAAGCUGCGGAGAAAUACGAAGAAGCGGUUAAAGUAAAAUCUGAUUUCUACGAAGCCUUUCUUGCGCUCGGGCAACAACAGUUUGAGCAGGCUAAGCUUUGUUGGUAUCACGCGCUUAGAGACAAGAUAGAUAUCGAAAGCGAGGCUUCUCAGGAAGUACUGAAACGCUAUAACAAGGCCGAGGAGAGUAUGGAAAAGGGUAUGCAGAUUUGGGAAGAGAUGGAAGAGCGUCGUGUAAAUGGACUCUCUGAUUCUGAUAAACAUAAAACACUGCUGGAGAAGCUGGGGUUAGAUGGGGUGUUUAGCGAAGCGUCUGAUGAAGAUAACGCAGAGAAAACAGCUAAUAUGACUUCUCAGAUUAAUCUUUUGUGGGGUUCGUUGCUGUAUGAACGGUCUAUCGUGGAGUAUAAGCUUGGCCUACCGACUUGGGAUGAAUGCUUGGAGGUUGCUGUGGAGAAAUUUGAACUAGCUGGAGCUUCUGCAACCGAUAUAGCUGUCAUGGUAAAGAACCAUUGCUCAAACGAAAAUGCACUUGAAGGUAUGGGGUUCAAGAUCGAUGAGAUAGUACAGGCGUGGAACGAGAUGUAUGACGCCAAAAGAUGGCAGAUCGGUGUCCCGUCUUUCCGGCUAGAACCUUUGUUCCGGAGACGGUCACCGAAGCUGCAUGAUAUUUUGGAGAAUGUGUUUUCAGGGCCUCAGUGACGAAAACAUUCAUCGUGUAUAUAUGAACAGAGCAUAUCAGCUGGUAAAAAUCUCAUCAUUACUUCCCCUUAACCCGUAA